Iphiclides podalirius (scarce swallowtail) is the source of this 1167-nucleotide messenger RNA. The record is from the annotation of a GenBank genome assembly. Lineage: Eukaryota; Metazoa; Arthropoda; Insecta; Lepidoptera; Papilionidae.
AUGUCAGUUCGGGCCGAGUCACACGGCACGACGGACGGCAUUAUGCGUCGCGUACUUGCGUUCCUACUUUACGUCACGGUGUGCCAUGGCAAGGCGGAGUUCAGCGGGCGUGCUAGGAACUUCAGCAUAGAGCUGCUGCACUACACGGCGUUGGAGACGGACGGGCACGUGGUGAUAUCGCCGUUCGGCGUCUGGACGCUGAUGACUGGCGUCGCCCUCGGCGCGACGGGGCAAAGCUACGAGCAGUUGACCAAGGCGUUCUUGCUGCCCAAAAACAGGAACACGCUAAUCAAGGGCUACACAAAUCUCACCAAAGCGGUGCUGAACCCCAACACUUCGGCGGUAAGUCUCACCAGCAAGAACUUCGUGUUCCUCGACACCGGUUUCACGAUAUACGACGAGUUCAGACAGACGAUACAGGAUGAUUUCGGCGCGAUGAUCCAGACUCUAGACUUUAAGGACUCGAGCAAAGCGGCGGACGCGGCCAACAGUCUCAUACAGAAGUCCGGAGCGACCGUCUCAAACGUGCUGAGAUCCGACGACUUCACCGAGUCCAGGAUGAUACUGACGAACGCGAUAUCGUUCAAAGGCCUCUGGGCGUUGCCGUUCAACACGUCGGAGACCACUUUGGAACCGUUCUACGACGAGAACCACAAGGAGAUAGGGAAGCGUUGGAGCUUCCGUACGGGGACCGACGGGAAGUACUCCAUGCUCCUGCUACUGCCGUACCCCAAAGUGAGGGUCACCGAGAUGUACAAGAACUUCGAAGUGGUCAGCAUAAAGGAAAUAUUCGCGCAGCUCCAGAGCGACGUGGACGAGUACGGCUUGGAGGAGAUCGACGUCAGGCUGCCGCGCUUUCGAAUCAGCACCAACGUGGUGCUCAACAAGCCGCUGAGCCACAUGGAAGUGAAGGACAUAUUCCAGCCCCACCUCGCGAGCUUCGGCAGGGCCACCAAAGAGGAGAUAUUCGUCUCGGCGAUCAUACACAAGGCCGACAUCGAAGUGACGGAGUCGGGGACGGUGGCGUCCGCCAGCACAUCUGCCUUCCUGGCGGACAGGAUAGCGUCGCCCAACUUCCAAGCGAACCGGCCCUUCGUUUACUUCGUGAUGGAGAAGACCACCACGACGGUGAUAUUCGGCGGGAUAUACUCCAAGCCCACCAUAUUU